This is a messenger RNA of Xylaria bambusicola, 1193 nucleotides long. Its product is annotated as RNA polymerase II subunit A C-terminal domain phosphatase SSU72. Gene Ontology annotation, cellular component: mRNA cleavage and polyadenylation specificity factor complex; nucleus. Lineage: Eukaryota; Fungi; Ascomycota; Sordariomycetes; Xylariales; Xylariaceae. The record is from RefSeq and is a predicted model, not a curated record. The transcript is spliced from 3 exons. Gene Ontology annotation, biological process: termination of RNA polymerase II transcription. Gene Ontology annotation, molecular function: RNA polymerase II CTD heptapeptide repeat phosphatase activity. The coding region runs from base 141 to 917 and encodes 258 amino acids.
AAGCUCGCUAAGGCUUUUCCCUUCUGCACGAGCUCUCUAUAAACAUCAAGCUCAUCCACGUUUUUAGAGCAAAUAGCGAAUCCUAGUUGAAUAAAUACGACCUGUACGAACGAAGAAGAAAUAUAUAGAUUCGUAAUUUCAUGAUGGAGGUUGCUAAUGGAGCCGCCACGGCCGCCACACCGGCAGAGAAUGGCGAGCGAGAAGACGUCGGAGGAUACAAAUUGAAGUUCUGCACCGUUUGUGCAAGUAACCAGAACAGAUCGAUGGAAGCGCAUCUUCGUUUAGCGCAAGCCAACUAUCCCGUCAUCUCCUUUGGUACCGGCUCUCUCGUCCGCUUGCCUGGGCCUACUAUCCAUCAACCUAAUGUAUACCCAUUCAACAAGGUUUCCUACGACACCAUGUAUAAAGAAUUGGACAGGAAAGAUCACAGGCUAUACACAGCCAAUGGCCUAUUGAACAUGUUGGGAAGAAAUAGACAGGUGAAGUGGGGUCCAGAGCGCUGGCAAGACUGGCAAAUAGGGUACCCGAGAACCGAACAAGGCAAAGACAGUGGCCAUAUCGGCACAGAAGGAGGCAUUGUAGAUGUCGUCUUUACCUGCGAAGAGAGAUGCUGGGAUGCUGUCAUAGAUGAUCUGCUCAAUCGAGGAUCACCCUUAAAUCGUCCCGUCCAUGUCAUUAAUGUCGACAUCAAGGACAACCAUGAAGAGGCCUCUAUCGGUGGAUCGGGUAUUUUGGAUCUGGCAGAGUCGCUCAACAAAGCAGCUAGAGAGGAGCGGGAAGUCCUGGGCGCUACGGCGUUCGAUAUGGCCACUGCUGCAAGCAGGAUGUCGUUUGAUGAGCGAGUCCCUGAAAUCAUUGGCGAGUGGCAAGAGCGCUGGCCCAACCUGCCAGCGACAUGGACGCUAGCUUGGUUCUAGCUUCUAUGAUUAUGACUUAUGCCUUCUUUUCUUCUUCUUUUUUUUUUUUACGAUACCAGGAACUACCGUAGUUAGUUCCAUGUUCAUGAUACGGGCACUUGGGACGAAUGGCGUUUGGAGAAAGAGCAGGGACCACGAAAGGGAUACGCACAAUCUAUAUAUGGCUAAAUAAUAUUAUCCCAAUUCGAUGAGCACCCUCAUGAUAGCUUUCUAUGCACUAGCAUGCAGUGAGGCCGCAUAGCACAGAUUUACUUGGCUGAUUAGGUACAAGGCAAU